This is a messenger RNA of Fraxinus pennsylvanica, 1008 nucleotides long. Lineage: Eukaryota; Viridiplantae; Streptophyta; Magnoliopsida; Lamiales; Oleaceae. The record is from the annotation of a GenBank genome assembly.
AUGUCAAUCUCCUACUCCGACUGCCUCUCCGACCUUCUCUGCGGUGAGGACUCCAAUAGUAUCUUCGGAGAAGUUUCGAAAGAAUGCUCAUCGGACCUGGAUUCUCAGUCGCCGGACAUCGAAGAAUCCAUCGCCAGUCUCAUUGAAGACGAGCGAGAUUUCGUCGAAGACUUUCAUUCAACUACUCAAUACCUCGAUCCAUCUACUAGAGCAGAAUAUGUUGCAUGGAUUAUCAAGGUACAAAAAUACCAUGCCUUCCAGCCGUUAACGGCGUAUCUCUCCGUCAACUACUUUGAUCGUUUCCUCCACUCUCAUCGAUUGCCGAAAAUGAAUGGAUGGCCAUUGCAACUGUUGUCCGUUGCAUGCUUGUCAUUAGCUGCUAAAAUGGAGGAACUUCUAGUUCCUCCUCUAUUGAAUCUUCAGGUUGAAGGAGCAAAAUUUAUUUUUGAACCAAGAAAUAUCCAAAGAAUGGAGCUGCUUGUGCUGCGUGUAUUAGAUUGGAGGCUAAGAACCAUUUCUCCAUUUAACUAUCUCAAUUUUUUCGCAAACAAGAUUGACGCCGCUGGAACUCAUACUGCGUUCAUUACAUCAAGGGCCAUUGAGAUUAUUCUGUCAAAUAUUCAAGAGGCCAGCUUCCUUGAUUACAGACCAUCAUGCAUAGCUGCUGCAACAAUACUUUGUGCAGCAAAUGAUCUGCCAAAUUUCUCUUUUAUAACUGCUCAACAUGCUGACUCAUGGUGUGGUGGACUUCGUAUAGACAAGAUCGACGGUUGCUAUCGAUUGAUGAGGCAGAUUGUUAUGAAUAAUAGGCCAAGGAAACCACCAAAAGUGCUAUCCCAUCUUCGGGUCAUGCCUCGGACAAGUAUGUCAAGGCAGGGACUGAUGGGUUUUGUGCAGAUGAAGGGACUAGGAAUUGGCCCCUCAAGCAAUAAAAGACUGAUUCAAAUCAAUGAAUAUGAUCCUCAGGUUCUUGAUUUUAGACAAGUGUCUCUUCUCACCUCUAUCUAA